Molecule: messenger RNA, 1365 nt
Organism: Histoplasma capsulatum G186AR
Lineage: Eukaryota; Fungi; Ascomycota; Eurotiomycetes; Onygenales; Ajellomycetaceae
Product: 60S ribosomal protein L11
Exons: 5
Coding region: 1-567 (188 amino acids)
Biological process (GO): translation
Cellular component (GO): cytosolic large ribosomal subunit; ribosome
Molecular function (GO): structural constituent of ribosome; large ribosomal subunit rRNA binding
Source: RefSeq, a predicted model, not a curated record
AUGAGCACUCUUCCAUUUGACAACCCCAACCAUCUCGACAACCGUCCAAGGCAGACUGACUACCUUUCGCACUCGCCAUGCCUCGACCCUACUGAGGUGAAGAUCAUCCACCUGAGGACCACAGGUGGUGAGGUCGGCGCCCAAUCUGCCCUUGCCCCCAAGAUUGGUCCUCUCGGUCUCUCACCCAAGAAGAUCGGUGAAGAUAUCGCCAAGGCCACUGGCGACUGGAAAGGUCUCCGCGUCACCGUGAGACUCACCAUCCAGAACCGACAAGCCCAGGUCUCUGUUGUGCCCUCUGCUUCUUCCCUGGUCAUUAAGGCCCUCAAGGAACCUCCUCGUGACCGUAAGAAGGAGAAGAACAUCAAGCACACCAAGUCCAUCCCUCUAGACGAAAUCAUCGAGAUCGCCCGUAUCAUGCGAAGCCGCUCCUUGGCUAAGGAACUGAAGGGAACUGUCCUCGAGAUUCUCGGAACUGCUUUCAGUGUCGGGUGCCAGGUUGAUGGACGGAGCCCCAAGGAUAUUAGUGAUGAGGUCAAGGCUGGGGAGAUUGAUAUUCCAUCGGAGUAAAUAACAUUAUAAAAAAAGUUACCUUUUAUUGUGUAUUAGCCAGCCAAUGCCGGGAUUCCCCGUUUUCCCUGCCUUUCUUUUCUGUGCAAUGGUUUAUGAUGUGAUGUUACGCUACUUGCGCAGACGGAACCUGAACACAAAAAUAAUAAUAUCUGGUCAAUUGACCAGUGAGUUUUACGAAAUAUGGCCCAUCCCAUUCUUCCCCUUUUGGAAAAGCAGAAGAAGUGAAAAGAGAGAAUUAUGACUUAAGAUAUCCCCACGUUCACACUUGCAUCUCAAAUCCACAGCCUUCCCUCGCAAUCUCCAAACUUGACACUGUGACACCCCUUCGCCUUUGCCAACACUCUGGCCCUUACCACCCUGUUCUCUGGGAAAUGUUACCUACGGUAAAGGCCUAUUUUGGUGCAAAGAAGAUAGAAGCAUUGACCAACUACUCACCGCGGUAUCUUUUUGGAAAUUAAGUAUUUUCGUUUCCCGUUCGCGGGAAGGGGAGGGCUUGAUUAAGUGGAUAUGGUGGUCCAUCUUUUGUGGUCAACAUGUUAAAAAUGGCACCUUUUGCCGGUUUCCUCUUAGCUCCUGGAGGACGCUUGUUGGCUUUUUGUAAGGCGGAAUGCAUGUUUCUUAGCCGCAUACGUGCAUAGUCAUAAGUGAUCUUCGACGCAUUCCAAAAGGUUAAAUCCAUUCUACUUUGCCACAUUACUAUCUGGCUCUGAUAAUCUCUCCACCCUCUCGUUCAUGUAUAUCACAUUCUCAAAUCACUUCCGAACCGAGUCCUCUCUCAUGUUUUCGGGCUCAAUU